Messenger RNA from Drosophila grimshawi, 5755 nucleotides. It is a transcript of the gene Neurl4, whose product is annotated as neuralized-like protein 4. NCBI's taxonomy places the organism in Eukaryota, Metazoa, Arthropoda, Insecta, Diptera, Drosophilidae. The transcript has 9 exons. The coding region runs from base 236 to 5527 and encodes 1763 amino acids. The record is from RefSeq and is a predicted model, not a curated record.
AAAAACAGGAAAAGGAGCCAGCAAUUAAAAAUAAACUAUUUCAAAUAAAGGAGCCUCGUCAAUUGGCACAUGACACGCUACAUUUAAGUAUUAAUUGAAGGAUAAAAAAAAAACCAUGCAUAGAUCCAAUAGUGCAAAACAAUUGAGAGCUGUCGUUAACUGCAACUUAGUUCAAAAUAACAAUGAGCAGUGAAAAAAGUGUUAUUUUCGAGCAUAAUUAAAUAAAGUCACAGACAUGGCAGCCAGCUCCGCCUUGCAAUGCUUUCACACACGCUGCGGUCGCUCCAUAACGCUGGGCAAUGGCAAUCGCUCCGCGCAGCGCUCGAUGCGAAAUUUUAGUCAUGCGCUCGUCUUCAGUGCGGAGCCCCUCGUCGACGAUGUCCUCUUCGAGGUGGUCAUCGAGAAAAAGAAUCAUUCGUGGGGCGGCAGCAUUGAGAUUGGCGUCACUUCUGAGUCGCCCGAGGAUUUGGAAUUGGUUGCCUGUGCGACAGCUAUGAGGAAUGGCACCUGGGUCAUGUCGGGCAUUGAUGUGCGCAAGGAUGGCCGGCGUCUGAUCGAGUACUAUGGCACCGAUCUGGAGACGCUCAACGAGAAUGAUCGCGUCGGUGUCAUGCGCACCUCCAACCACGAUCUCAUCUUCUAUGUGAAUGGUGAAUCGAUGGGCAUCGCCGCCAAGAAUAUGCCCAAGCCGCUCUGGGCACUUGUGGAUCUGUAUGGGCGGUGUGUGCAGGUCUCCCUCUGCCCCACAGACGCCUGCAGCAGCUUGUUCAACAGCAGCAGCGAGCUGCUGGACUCGCCGUUGCAACAGCCAUUGCAGCAGGUUGUACAGAAUCUGGAUGUGCCCAUGAGCGUGGAUGUUAGUGUGGUCGAUAGCUGUAGCCUGGAUGCGUUGGCACGCCUUAAUCUCAAUGGCAAUGCUAGUUGUAGCUCGAGCAGCGGCAUUGGCGACUUCUACGAUGUGAACGAUCGGCUGCGGUUUCAUACGCGUUGCGGCUCCUUGGUCAAGCUGGUGCCCAAUUUCCGUUCAGCGGAGCGACGUCGUCCGCUCGAUGAGUUCAACAAUGGCGUCGUGAUGACCCAUCGUCCGCUGCGAGACAAUGAGCUGUUCGAGAUACGCAUCGAUAAGCUGGUGGACAAGUGGUCGGGUUCGAUUGAGGUCGGUGUGACCACGCACAAUCCGACGGUGUUGCACUUUCCGGCAACGAUGACGAACAUGCGUAGCGGCACCAUCAUGAUGUCCGGCUGUGGCAUCCUCACCAACGGCAAAGGCACGCGUCGGCAGUAUGGGGAAUUCAAUCUGGAUGAGCUGCGCGAAGGGGAUCGGGUGGGCAUGAUGCGUAAAUCGAAUGCCAAUCUGCACUACUACAUCAAUGGGCAGGAUCAGGGCGUGGCGGCGACACGUGUCGCUGCCACAUUAUGGGGCGUCAUCGAUCUGUACGGCAUGACCAUCAAAGUGACCAUUGUGGAUCGCGACGAGCGCGAACAACAGAAUUUGGUGACCAGGCGCAACAACUUUGUUGCCGGCAUGUACACCGCCGUCCAGUCAGGCACGCCCACACUGAGUCUGCUCAGUCCGGAGAGCGAAAUGAAUGUAGCCGGUGCAGCUGGUGGAUUGAGCGAGACCAUAUCCAGCACACGGGCCAUCGCACGCAACGAUGAUCGGCUCACAUUUCAUCACAUCUGCGGCAGCCAUGCCACAGUCACUCAAAGUGGACGCACUGCGCUUCGACCCAACGCUGCGGAUGAUUUCAAUAAUGGCGUGGUGCUCACACGUCGUCCACUGCGUCCCAAUGAACUGUUCCAGGUGCGUCUCGAACGCGUAGUCACCAAAUGGGCGGGCUCCGUUGAAAUGGGAGUGACCACGCACACCGCCGAUGAUCUGGACUUUCCGUUCACCAUGACAAACGUGCGCUCCGGCACCUGGAUGAUGACUGGCAAUGGUGUAAUGCAGAAUGGCGUCACUGUCAUCGAGCAGUAUGGCCAGAAUCUGGAUCGCCUCCAGGUCGGAGAUCGUGUGGGCGUGGUGCGUAAAGAUGAUGGCACCUUGCACUUUUGGGUCAAUGGCAUUGACCAGGGACCGGCUGCCACAAAUGUGCCGGAGCGUGUCUACGGCGUCAUCGAUCUGUAUGGCCAGGCGGCCCAGGCAAGCAUCAUUGACACCUCCGAGUGCGGCAGUCCCGAUACAGGCAACUCAACCAUUUCCAAUACGACGCUGUACAGCGAGGUUCCGCUCCGCUUCCACAACAUACACGGCGCCAACGCAGGCAUCUCGAACAGUGGCAUGACUGCAUCCCGUCCCAAUUCUCUUGCGGAGUUCAAUGAUGCCAUUGUAUUUAGCAAUCGGCCGUUGCGCAAUCGCGAACUCUUCGAGGUGGAGCUGGAGACAAUGGUGCGUCACUGGUCGGGCAACAUUGAGAUUGGCGUCACUGGCACUCGGCCGGAGGACAUACAACUGGCGCCAAAUGCUACAGAUUUGGAAGCCAAUGAUACGAUUAUAUUGUGCGGUCCAAUGAUCUUCCACAAUCGGAAGACCAUUCGGACGAAUGUGCUCAUCGAUCUGGAUACGCUUGGGACGGGCACACGUGUCGGCGUCAUGCGCAACGGCGACUUUAUACACUUCUUUGUUGAUGGCAUGGAUCAGGGUCCAGCCGGGGAGUGUCAUGCGCCCAACAUUUGGGCCAUCAUCGAUCUCUACGGGCAGUGUGCUCAGGUCAGUCUGACCCAAACACAGCUGGACAUACGUGCUCCGUAUGCCACCAGCGAGAAUUCGCAGAGCUGCCAGGCCACAUCUGUCAUACAGCAUCCAGCACUGGAGGCGAAACAUCGCUGGACCUACAUUUCGGGCAAUGUCGUUCUGACCAGGGAUUGGACAGAGGUAUCUCGAUAUGCUGGCGCCACGGCUGCUCUCUCCCACAGUCUGGUCUUCUCAGAGCAUCCGCUCAGCGCCGGCUCACCCUUUGAAAUCAAACUAACCUCCAUUAAUCCCAUUUUUGCCGGCUGUCUCAGCAUUGGCAUCACCGAUCUCAACUUGGCAGAUGAAAGUGUGCGCAAGAUGCUGCCGACGAGUCUCAAGCGCAUCCCGGCGAAUGUUUGGUAUGUCAGUGGCAACGAGGUCCACUUGAAUUCCAGCUGCCUGCAGCGAUCGCUAGCUUCCCUGGAAUGGUUGCGUGUGGAUGAUCGCAUUACGCUGGAGCGUGUGGAGAAUUCGGUUAGCAUUCUGCUCAAUUCGGAGAACGUCAAUAUUCAGUUUCACAAUGUGCCCAACAAUGUGUAUGUGGUGGCCGAGCUGAUGGGCUCAACGAUGGGUAUUCAGGUGAUUUCCACGCAGAUGCCGGCAUCGCCGUUACGUCCAUGCAGUCUGCGGCUGCAGGAUUCGAUGGACUUUGGCAUGGAUCCACUGAACAAGCAGGACAGCUCAAUGCUGGAAUCGAUCGAUUCAGAGGCGCAAAACUAUGAAUUCGUCGACAUAUCCAAUAAGAAUGUACGCCUCGGAGACGAUAGACGCAGUGCCGCCAGAAGCAAGUCCUUCAACCAGGCCAUCGUAAGCCUCAACAAGCCACUGUGCAAGGGCGAGAGCAUCAGCAUCAAAGUGGACACCAUCAACAAUAAGUGGAAGGGCACGCUCAGCUUGGGUGUGCUGGCCACGUGCCCGCAGGCACAAUCCAUGCCCAUAUCGCUGCUGAACUGCAAGAGCAGCUGCUGGCUGGCCACCCAUGACUACAUCAACAUCAAUGGUCAGGUUAUGGCCUCGAAGUAUGGUGAGGCACUCGAGAACAUACAGGUGGGCACAGUGAUCACCAUGACGCUGACACACGCUGGCAUGUUAGUCAUCAUGGUUGGUUCCACAAAUCUAGAGGAUCUGGCCAGUGGCUUGUCUGGUCAUGUGUAUCCAAUUUUUGAUAUCUAUGGCAAGUGUGAGAAAAUCACGCUGCUCACUGGAAGCGAUGCGACACGCAAUGGCAAUGCCAAUGGUACGCCAAUUUUGGAGGCACCUGAGGCACUGGAGUUAGACAAUAUGCCGCAGCAGUGCGAGAAGGCGCACCUUGAGAUGCAUGAGAAGGAGAAGGAUACGGAGCAGUUGAGCGAUAGUGGCAGAGAAUUUCCAACGGGUGCCUCAACUUCUGCCUCUGGCAACAUCAUGACCCGUUCGGUUAUGGAGAGCGUCUCGGAGAAUCUGCUGCUUAAUAUUUCGAUUAAGAAUCGCACACUGGAACAGCAACGAAAUGAGCUAGGAGGCUCUUCAUCCACGUGUUGUCUGCGCGAAUCCUUGCAGCUGCAGCACAACACGAAUCUGAACAUCCAGCGGAGUCAGAGCACCCAACGUUUCCAGAACUCGCUGAAUACCUCAACGGGCGGUGGUGCGAGCGGCUCGAAUAAUGCUGUGGCUCAGGCGCAUGCAUCGAACGCUGUUUACGACACGAACAAGGAGUACGAUGAUCAACCAUUGUGCUCCAAUGUGGCCUCCUCGUCCAUGGUGGCCUCACACGAAUCGGAGCAUAGUGAGAACAAUGUGGAGGCUGUAGUGGAGGCAAUCAACGAACGCGAACAGUCCAGCGAGCCGGGUGACAAUGUGCUAGAGGAUGAUGAAAUUGAUUAUAUGAAUCAUUUGUUGCUGCUGCAGCAGUUGCAGCAGAAUGAGUACACGCGCAUGCAGCAUCAUCUGAUGCCCGAUCAGAUGUCCUUGCUGAAUUUGGAUCUCUCCUCGCUCAACUCCCUGGAAUCGGAGACCAAUUCCAGUAGCAAUGCUCGCGAAUCUUUGCGUACGGCAGCAGCGGGACUGGAGCAAAACGAUUGCGAGUAUCUGAAGCAGGUGAAACGUUUCUGUUCGUCGUUGGUGCUGCCGCAGGCCUUCUUCGAUACACGCCUCGAUCCGAUUUGCUUCUGCUCCAAGUGCAGCGGAAACUGCCACGGCAACGGCGACAAACUAGAGGGCUGGGUCUACUUCAAGCUAAACCAGCUGACAGUCAAUGCGCUGAGCACAUCUGCUUCCGGGUCAUCUGCUGGGCAAGUGCACUUGGAUCUCAAUGGCGAUUGGCUACCCUUCUACUAUAUGACGCGCGUGGAUAAGAUACGCGCCAUAUUGGAUCGGGGACAGCCACUGCCGCUUGAAAUGGACGAGGACAUGGUGACGACCACGCAUAAGGAUGAGCCCGGCACCCGCCUGGAGUUGUAUUAUUCGCCCAAUGCCACCGUUAUUGAACCAGUGCUGCCGCAACAUCACUAUGUCUCCGAUCAGGGUGUGCAUCGCAUCUCCACCUCGUUUGAGGUGUAUGUACGGCGUCAGUCUAUCUCUGGCGUCACCACGGGCAAAACAGCCGCCGAGGCGAAGAGACGCAGCCUGAAUACGAUCGACAAUGAAGCGGGCAAUGAGGGUGCCGCAGCUAGCGGCGGAUCUGGCACUCUUAAUGAAUCCUCUGUACAUCUGCUCAACGACCUAUGCUGGUUUACCAAAGAGGCGGGCGCCUGCAUCAUAAAUGCAUUAAUUAUCAAACUGGAUCGCAUCGAAGAGCCCUCAAUCGACCCCUAAAUAAACUGUCCACGAAUAGUAGAAUAUAUCUCCAAAUACAUAUGUAUACAUAUAUAUGCCCUAGUCACCAUUGCAGCUGAAUGUUCUAAUUAACUCGUAUAUAGCCCAUGUAUGUGAUUAGAUACACGCUACGCUUAGCUUCGCAUUUGCAUUCCCCCCUUUAUAAGUAAACAUGUUUUUUAAUGUGAGCGCAUAUAAAUCUCAAAAUAUAAUCACAAUGUUAUGCUA